UCCCCAUACCGCCAGAACCGAAAUAAGCGCAUCCAAGCAGUCAAAGACGUCUCCAAGGCCGAUCCUUAUCUUUCACUCUCUUCUUGGACGGUAGUCCGCAAUUCACAUAGCGAGGCGGCGCAGCCGCAGAAACACCUGCAAAAUGGCAAAGGGGAAGAGAGAAUUGCUAUCUAAAGCGCCAUGGAGGGGCGACCUCGACAACGAAGCUGACAAAUUCAAAGACGCCAAGCUCAAAGUCACCAAUCAGCCCGGCUCCACCCCUACUAUGCACGUCCCUCGCAAGAAGAACAACAAGAGCAGCUCCGACGAUGAAGGCGACGAUCCCCUCGAGCUCGACCCCGAGCUCCGCUACAGCUUCCAGCGUAAUUUUCAGUUUCUUCAGAGAGUGUUUAGCAUUGACACCGUCGUGAAGCCUCUUCCACCUGCUAUGGCAUACAACGUUUCUCGCAACUUGAGCUUCUUCACCCGCAUCUUUACUCAAUUCUUUGAUCCAGAAGGCAUUGCAAAUGCACAGAAAUCUCUUGGCUUAGGACAGGAAGAGAAAGCACGUCGGGUCCGUUGAGAGAGUGAUUUUGUUCAUUGCUAUUUUUUGACUGUAUCUGAAUCUUUGUCUUGCCAAGAAUUUGUUCUGCAUGAUUUGUUUCCUUAAAGAUGCAUCAUUUUAACCAUAA
This is a messenger RNA of Hevea brasiliensis (rubber tree), 671 nucleotides long. RefSeq lists its product as uncharacterized. Lineage: Eukaryota; Viridiplantae; Streptophyta; Magnoliopsida; Malpighiales; Euphorbiaceae. Gene Ontology annotation, cellular component: chloroplast envelope. Bases 143 to 562 code for a protein of 139 amino acids. The transcript has 3 exons. The record is from RefSeq and is a predicted model, not a curated record.